AUGCCACAAACAGAGCUGCCCUUAAACGAAAAUGAUUCACAAGACAUGGUCUUAUAUCAAGUCCUCAAUGAAGCCAAUAACAUUAAAACAUACCAACAACAAACUCAAACCGUUACAAAAAGAAACACGGCAAAUACCAAGUAUCCUGCGCCUGUAGGUGGUAUAAGCAAGAGGCACUAUAGAGGCGUAAGGAGGAGACCGUGGGGGAAAUAUGCGGCCGAGAUUCGAGACUCAGCACGACAUGGUGCACGCGUUUGGCUUGGGACAUUUGAAACGGCGGAGGAGGCGGCGUUCGCCUAUGAUCGAGCUGCGUUUAAGAUGAGGGGUGCUAAGGCCUUGCUGAAUUUUCCUGCGCAUAUAGGAAAACAAGCUGCGCAGGAGUUUGUUGGGUUGAAUGACAGCUCUAGUAGUUCACAAGAAGGUUAUCGUGUUAAGUCAGUAUUUUCCACCCGGCUUUGCUAUAAAGGCUUUGCUCAGUGGAAGAGUUUUGGUACAGCACUGGCUAGAGAUGAUUCUGAGUUGAAACUGCAUUCUGGGUUGAAAAAUGAUGGUCUUGAGUGUGAGGUGGAGCUUAUGGGGGCUUCUUCACAGGUUGAGAGGUCAGAGUCAACGGGAAUGAGUUCAACAACCUGGUUUGAGAGUACUAGUUGGGCUUAG
This is a messenger RNA of Beta vulgaris subsp. vulgaris (sugar beet), 657 nucleotides long. RefSeq names its product pathogenesis-related genes transcriptional activator PTI5. Gene Ontology annotation, molecular function: DNA binding; DNA-binding transcription factor activity. The transcript is spliced from 3 exons. The record is from RefSeq and is a predicted model, not a curated record. NCBI's taxonomy places the organism in Eukaryota, Viridiplantae, Streptophyta, Magnoliopsida, Caryophyllales, Amaranthaceae. Gene Ontology annotation, biological process: ethylene-activated signaling pathway; regulation of DNA-templated transcription. The coding region runs from base 1 to 657 and encodes 218 amino acids.